AUGUGCAUCUCACGACGCGACGGCGUAUCUGGCUCGACCAAUGUGCAGGGCCGCGAGGUCUUGCCCACCAACGUCAAGCCAGUCCAUUACGAUUUGACUCUGGAACCCAACUUUGAAAAGUUUACUUACGACGGAACUGUCACGAUUGACCUCCAUGUGAACGAAGACACCGACUUCAUCUCUCUCAACACCAACGAGCUCAAGAUCCAUGAUGCAGUCGUCUCCUCUAAUGGCACGGUGGUCGAAUCGAAGCCUCAAAUCUCCACAAACAAAGAUGCCCAGACCUCAACGAUCAAGUUCCCUCAAGCGUUAUCUGCGGGGUCGAGUGCCCAGCUGAAGCUCAACUUCUCAGGCAUCUUGAACGACAACAUGGCCGGUUUCUACCGUUCUUCAUACCAAGAAAAUGGGGAGACCAAAUACAUUGCUUCAACUCAGAUGGAGCCCACCGACGCUCGCCGUGCUUUCCCUUGCUUUGACGAGCCUGCUCUUAAGGCCAAGUUCACGGUUACUUUGGUCGCUGAUAAGGGCAUGACUUGUCUGAGUAACAUGGACGUUGCUUCUGAAACCGACGUCCAGGGCGGUGCGAAGAAGGCUGUCAAGUUCAACACCUCGCCUCUGAUGUCCACUUAUCUAGUUGCUUUUAUUGUGGGCCAUCUGAAAUACGUGGAAACAAACAACUUCCGCGUCCCAGUCCGUGUCUACGCCACACCUGACCAGGACAUUGAGCACGGACGCUUCUCUCUCGAGCUCGCUGCAAAGACUCUCGCGUUCUAUGAGAAGGCUUUCGAUAGCGAGUUCCCUUUGCCGAAGAUGGAUAUGGUGGCAGUGCCCGACUUCAGCGCGGGGGCUAUGGAGAACUGGGGUCUGAUCACAUACCGUAUCGUCGAUGUCCUGUUGGAUGAGAAGACAGCCGGCGCUUCUCGCAAGGAGCGAAUUGCCGAGACUGUCCAGCACGAAUUGGCGCACCAAUGGUUCGGUAACUUGGUGACUAUGGACUUCUGGGAUGGUCUGUGGCUCAACGAGGGUUUCGCUACAUGGAUGUCGUGGUACUCUUGCAACGUCUUCUACCCAGAGUGGAAGGUGUGGCAGACCUAUGUCAUUGAUAACUUGCAGAGCGCUCUGUCUCUUGACUCACUUCGUAGCAGUCACCCUAUCGAGGUUCCCGUCAAGCGUGCCGAUGAGAUCAACCAGAUCUUCGAUGCCAUUUCUUACUCGAAGGGAUCAUCUGUCCUGCGUAUGAUCUCCAAAUAUCUUGGUGAGGAUGUCUUCCUGCAGGGCGUUCGCAAUUACAUUAAGAAGCACGCCUACGGAAACACCGAGACUGGUGAUCUAUGGUCCGCCCUGGGUGAUGCCAGCGGCAAGCCAGUCCAGUCUGUCAUGGACGUCUGGACCAAGAAUGUCGGGUUUCCUGUCCCUAAAGCAGAACCGAUUCCUCCGCACUGGCGACGUCAAGCCCGAGGAGGAUCAAGUCUCUACCCCGUCAUGCUCGGUCUUCGCAGCAAGGAGGGUAUAGAUGAAAACACCAUGCUCACUGAGCGUGAGAAGGAGUUCAAGGUUCCCGACCUUGAUUUCUACAAGCUCAAUGCCGACCACUCCGCCAUCUAUCGCACCUCCUACUCCCCAGAGCGUCUUGCCAAGCUCGCCAAGGCUGCUCGCGAUGGCCUGCUCACUGUUGAAGAUCGUGCCGGUAUGAUUGCGGACUCUGGUGCCCUGGCUGCUUCCGGAUACCAGAAGACUUCCGGUCUGCUUUCUCUGCUCCAGGGACUGGACACUGAGUCCGAAUUCGUCGUUUGGAAUGAAAUUUUGACUCGUAUUGGAGGCCUCCGUGCUGCUUGGCUAUUCGAGGACCAGAAGACUAAGGAUGCUCUGAAGAGCUUCCAGCGUGCCCUGGUUAGCGCCAAGGCCCACGAGGUCGGCUGGGAGUUCUCCGAGAGUGACGGCCACAUUCUUCAGCAGCUCAAGGCCCUCAUGUUUGGCGCCGCCGGUCUAGCCGAGGACCCCGUUGUGGUUAAGGCUGCUCAAGACAUGUUUGCUCGUUUCGCUGCAGGCGAUAUCUCCGCCAUCCACCCCAACAUCCGCGGCAGUGUCUUCACUAUCGUCCUGAAGAACGGUGGUUCUAAGGAGUACGAGGUUAUCCUUGAUCGCUUCCGCAAUGCCCCUACUUCCGACGAGAAGACCACUGCUCUCCGCUGUCUCGGUGCUGCCGAAGACCCUGAGCUCAUCAAGCGUACCCUUGAUCUGGCUACCAGCGGCGAGGUCAAGAACCAGGACAUCUACAUGCCCCUGGGUGGCCUCCGCAACCACACUGCCGGUAUCCAGGCCCGCUGGACUUGGCUCAAGGAGAACUGGGAUGAGAUCUACAAGCGUCUUCCCCCGUCUCUUGGUAUGCUGGGCACUGUCGUUCAGCUCACUACUGCCAGUUUCUCUACCCAAGCUCAGCUCGAUGAGGUCGAUGCUUUCUUCAAAUCUAAGGAUACUAAGGGAUACGACCGCGCUGUUUCCCAGAGUCUUGAUGCCAUUCGCGCCAAGGUUAACUGGAUCAACCGUGACCGCGAGGACGUCGAGACCUGGCUCAACAAGAACCAGUACUUGCAGAGCAAGCUAUGA
Messenger RNA from Penicillium chermesinum, 2607 nucleotides. RefSeq names its product M1 family metallopeptidase. Gene Ontology annotation, cellular component: cytoplasm. Bases 1 to 2607 code for a protein of 868 amino acids. Gene Ontology annotation, molecular function: metalloaminopeptidase activity; zinc ion binding; peptide binding. Gene Ontology annotation, biological process: peptide catabolic process; proteolysis. NCBI's taxonomy places the organism in Eukaryota, Fungi, Ascomycota, Eurotiomycetes, Eurotiales, Aspergillaceae. The transcript has 4 exons. The record is from RefSeq and is a predicted model, not a curated record.